AACUGCGGAUUUCGACGCCAUACUUCUUUUCCCUCUAUUAAUUCGGGCGAAACGAGAGAGAGAGAGAUGCGGAGGAGGAAAGAGAAGCCGGAAAUCCCUAAAACCAUGGCUGUUGCAGAGGAGAAGAAGGAAGACGAUGAAGACGAAGAAAGGGGUAACGAAGGGAACGGUUUCUUUUCAUGCUAUCUCUUGGCCUCUGCGUGCCCUCGUUACAAAGGCCAUACCUAUAUUGGAUUCACAGUGAACCCUAAACGUAGAAUCAGACAGCACAAUGGCGAAAUUAGAUGCGGUGCGUGGCGUACUAAGAGGAAGAGACCUUGGGAGAUGGUGUUCUGCAUCUACGGCUUCCCCACCAAUGUCUCUGCUCUUCAGUUUGAAUGGGCCUGGCAGCAUCCUAAUGAAUCAUUGGCUGUAAGAAGUGCUGCUGCAACUUUCAAGUCUCUAUCUGGAAUUGCCAACAAAAUUAAACUUGCAUACACAAUGCUCACACUUCCAGCUUGGUGUAGUUUGAAUAUUACUGUAAACUACUUCUCAACGAAGUACAUGAAUAAUGCGGCUGGUUGCCCAAGUUUGCCAGGGCAUAUGAGGGUCCAAGUUUCCCCCAUCGAUGAGCUCCCAUGCUAUUUCGAAGGUGAUCGACGUGUGCUUGAAAAUGAGGAUGACUGGGAGUAUAAUAGAGAAUAUGAAGAAUUUUGUAGUUCUCGAGUAUAUGGAUUGAUGACCGAAGUUCCAAAUGAAAUUCCUCAAAACUUGAUGGAUUACCAGACAGGUACAGAUGGAAGACCUCAUGAAUUGCGUGGAUCCGAUGAAGAACUAGAGGACAAUGAACAAGUGCCACAUUCUUCGUGUACUCCGUCUUAUAUUGAUGUCGGUGUGUCUUAUGAGUUGCGUGGAUGUGAUGAACAAGAGCCAGGUUUGUGUGCUCAGCCUUGUAUUGUAGAAGGUAGGACUGAAAUCAUCAUCGAUGAUGGAGAGGAAAACCAAUUAGAAGGGAGUGGUAUGAAAUUGCAGCAGCAACCUGGUAGGAAGAAGAACUUAUCAGGAAUAGCUACUGAAAUCAGCAAAGUUUCAUAUGGGCUUCCUCCUGUUGAGAAUGAGGUUAUAGACGUGUCUACCCCGUCUCCCGACUGCAGAACAAGUUCGUAUAAAUUCAAGAGAAGAGUUAUUACUGUGGUUUAUUUAUAUGGACAUUGGAGUUGGUAGAUCCUCCUCACUAUUGAAAAAGGGAGAGGAAACAUGAAUAAGCUGAAGAAGUUGAGGACAAGAGACGAUAUGUGGAUUGUGGAAGAAGAUUACCACACAGGAGUAUCAGCCUCGGUGCCAUUCCAGUGGGAGUCAGAGCCAGGCACUCCCAAGGCUAAUUUCCCUGAAAAUGGGGCCUUCCUCUCUCCUCUCACGCCCCCACCUUCCUAUUUCUCCACCAAUCCCAACUCCCCCCUCGGCCUUAAUUCUUCUAAGCCCUUUCAUAGAGCCAGUUUCCUCAACAAUGUCUUCAGAAAGCUUUCUAUGAAGGCCAGUCUGCAGCCUCGGUCGCCCGGCUCUUUGUUGUCAUCUUCGUCUUCGAGUUCUAGCAGGGAAAGAGGGACUCCCGGAAGCCCGAGGAGAUUAUCAUUUGAUUCGAGGGUAGACGAUGACAACGGCAACGAAGAGGAGAACGUUGAAUCACCUGUUUCUACUUUGUCCUUUGGACAUGGAACUGAUAAAGGAUGCUACCCAAAGUUGGCUAAGGUAUUUACCAGAGAUUCUAAAUGAAAAGAGAGUUCAUGACGAUCUUCUUCUUUUUUUCUUUUUUGAGUACAAGAACGCGAAUCAAACCAUCAAUAUUUGAGAUGGUAUAUACUUUAUUUACCGAGCUAUGAUCGGUUGUUUCAUGUGGUUAUAAUCUUCUUUUCUAAAUAACAAUGUAUGCUUGAACA
Molecule: messenger RNA, 1916 nt
Organism: Cucurbita pepo subsp. pepo (vegetable marrow)
Lineage: Eukaryota; Viridiplantae; Streptophyta; Magnoliopsida; Cucurbitales; Cucurbitaceae
Source: RefSeq, a predicted model, not a curated record